Williopsis jadinii is the source of this 2303-nucleotide messenger RNA. RefSeq lists its product as uncharacterized. Gene Ontology annotation, cellular component: nucleus. The coding region runs from base 62 to 2233 and encodes 723 amino acids. Gene Ontology annotation, biological process: DNA-templated transcription. The transcript has a single exon. The record is from RefSeq and is a predicted model, not a curated record. Lineage: Eukaryota; Fungi; Ascomycota; Saccharomycetes; Phaffomycetales; Wickerhamomycetaceae. Gene Ontology annotation, molecular function: DNA-binding transcription factor activity, RNA polymerase II-specific; DNA binding; zinc ion binding.
AGUUUUCAUACUGUGAUUGCUCUGUUUUGGUUGUAUUGAAGGCAUAAGAGGAAGAAGAAGAAUGAAUAGCAACACGCCUCUCAGUGUGCCCUUGUCUGAAGACUUUUCGAGGUUUGCAGAGAGCACCACUGAUUCACCGACGAGUUCUCUCGAUCAUCAGUUUGACUCAAACUCUCCCUUUGGUAUGACCAAGUUUGACGAGACAAAUUUUGGGUAUACAUUCAACUCGUCGCUCCAGAAUGGCAUCACAACGAACCCGCCAGGGUCCCGCUCGAAAAGACAGAAGAAAACUACAAGGACCAGGCCUUGUACGUGUUGUCGUAGGAGAAAGACCAAAUGUGUUGUACCACCGAACUCCAAGAUAUGUCUGGAGUGUGCAAAGAGAAACAUCGAUUGUACCUUUGACACACCAGGCGAUGAAUUAUCCAGUAUAAAGAGCUUGAGAAUAUGUGAUAAUUGUAACCACAGAAGAACUACAUGUGUUGUGCCCAAGGGUUGUUCCAUGUGCACGGAGUGCACUCUAAGGGACCUUCCCUGCAAGUUUAGCGAGAUGGUGAAUUCCAACGCAAAGAUAAGAACGAAUAUUCCAAUAACAGAUUAUGAUGAAUACCAAGGCCACACGAUGUUGAAAAAGACCUUAUCCUUACAAGGUCCGAAAUCUGCCAAACUGAUUGGUGAGUCGUCUCUUAUCGACAAGCGAUUGAUCAAUUUCAAUACUGAGACGAUGCCCUCACCGCCUGAAGGUCAUUCUCCAACGUUUGUACUGAAGAAGGAGCAGAUACAGUACUCAAUGGCCUCCAAAUUGAGGAAGAUUAAUGACGAAACCAUCUUUCGGAUCGUCAAUGACAAUGAAGAAUACAUCAAGCUGUCGUACGCUCAAGUUGAUGAAGUUGAAAAGAUUGUCUAUCCACAUGGAUUGGCAUUGCUCAAUUUGUUCUUUGACAGGGUCCAUCCCUUGUUACCUGUAUGCUCGAGGUCCGUGUUUCUUGAAAAAUACUCUAGAACUCAGAGGGAGUUUGAACCAAUGAACUUGGCAAUGGUAUACCUCCACGCUAUCAACUAUUGGAACCUGAACCCUGAUUUAAGCAAUUUGGAACUUCCAAACUAUGAAAAGUUGGAGAGAUUGGUGUUGAUCCUAUACUCUGACCAACAAAAUCUUAUGCAUUCUGCUCCUAAACUUUCCACGUGCCAGGCGUUGAUCUUGAUGAUGCAUUACAACUUCAAAGGCUUGAACUCCAAUAGCACUCCACUGUUUGAGAAGGAUGAUAACUGGAAAAAAGUCAACCAGAUAGUGACUAUAGCCGAGGAAUUGGGCUUGAAUCACAGUAGUGACGAAUGGUAUACCAUUCCUAAGUGGGAAAGGCGUAUCAGGAAGAUCUGUUCUUGGGCUCUAAUCAUGCUGGAUAAGACAUUUGCACUGUUAGAAUCGAGGCCAACACGGAUCUCUGCUGAUAACUGGGUUCUAAACGAGUUGGAAUUUGACGAUUUCCUCGUGGAACAAGAUGAGGAGGUUUUUAUCGAAAAGACUGAUGGUGAGAACUUUGUUAUCAACCGUGGAACGACCUCAAUGACUCCUUACAAGGCGGAAUUAUCACUCUUUGGAAAUCUAAUCUUCACCAAGAUGGUUCACCUGUCGUAUCACUAUAACGAUGCUUUAACGGCGAUUUACAAUUGGAAAUCUAUAAAAUUUGACGAUCUGACAACGGUUUACGAAAAAUGUCAGGGUCUCUUGAAAUCAUUAACGUUAUGGUAUAACUCGAUGCCGUCUCAGGUUAAGGAGGUUCAGAUUGUCGGUAGUCAGAUCUCAUCUGUAUCGUUGGUUCUAUCGUAUUACCUGUUACAGUUUCUAAUCCAUAGAAGGAUAAUUGACUCAUUCCUGGACAGUGAGCACAUCUUAACAGACGACCAACUGCAUAUGUUCAAGGUUCAGUUCAAACAGACGUGCUCACUACUCGUUGAGUUCAACGAGAACUUUAUGAAGAGGUUGACAAACGAACACUUCACAAACUGUUUCUGGUACGCAACCACCACCAUGGGAUUCACACACCCUGCAAUUGUGUAUCAACUGAUGAUAAAACUCACCAAGGAGGAGCAUUACAUCGACGACCAAGUAUCCAGUGAGCAGUUGGAAAGUGUGUACCGCACCUAUAUCGAGUGUCUAAGGGCGUUCGAGCCAGUCUCUCCAAACGUUUCAAGAGCUCUGGAUCACAUACAGACCUAUUUGAUGGACUAGCUCACGACAUCUUUCAAAUCUCUCCUACAUCCCACUAUCUUUCAGUGAACAACAAACCGUUGAUGCUCCC